Alternaria alternata is the source of this 915-nucleotide messenger RNA. RefSeq lists its product as hypothetical. The record is from RefSeq and is a predicted model, not a curated record. Gene Ontology annotation, biological process: regulation of DNA-templated transcription. Gene Ontology annotation, molecular function: DNA-binding transcription factor activity, RNA polymerase II-specific; zinc ion binding. Bases 1 to 915 code for a protein of 304 amino acids. NCBI's taxonomy places the organism in Eukaryota, Fungi, Ascomycota, Dothideomycetes, Pleosporales, Pleosporaceae. The transcript is spliced from 3 exons.
AUGUCUCCUCAUAGGUCAGAUUCGAUGGAGGCUCAGGACAACAUUAGGAAGCGAGUGUGCAAAGCCUGUGAUCGAUGCCGCUUGAAGAAGUCAAAAUGUGACGGAUCAAGCCCCUGCACUCGAUGCAAAGCCGACAAUGCUAUCUGUGUAUUCGGUGAGAGGAAGAAGUCGCAAGACAAAGUCUACCCGAAAGGAUACGUUGAGAUGUUGGAACAGCAACAAACGCAAUUAGUAGCUGGACUUCGUGAGCUCUACAACCGCUUACAAAGGGGUGAGAGCUGGCCAGGACAGCCACUGCAGGAAUCCACAGGCGGCCACCCAUUGACGCACGACAUUCUGGAACGCCUCGAUCUUCUGCACUCAUCCGGAGACGACAAGAGCCAUUACGAGGGCUUUGAAGAAGACACUGCUCGCAUGCAACAAAGACUGAUCGAAGGAGGUGCUCCCUACACCCGAAGACGGGCAUCCGUUAGCUCAGACUCUGAACAUGGCCAUGUUUCACCAAACUCAUCGUAUAACGGUACUCCGACCACCAAAUCAUUCGCUUUCGACAGCCCAUUUACACGUCAUAACGCGCCGCCAACACCGCCAAUGAACAGCCCAUUUCCCCGACAAUCUCAAGUAGUAUCGCCAGUCAAGCAAGAAGCACCCAUGGUACAAGCACCUUUCAUGAGCAGCACUGCGAUGGAUCCUUCGACGUUGUCGCGAGCGCCAUGGAUGAACGACACCAUGAUGAUGGAAGACCCUGUAGACUUCAGCAAGCCCAUGUAUGGAUUCGACAACUUUGGCGCAUACGAUCAGAACAUGAUGGUGGAUCCGAUCUCGAUAAAUCAAAGCGACCCAAUGAUGCCAGACUGGAACAUCCAUAGCGACCUGGAUUUCAGCAGUUUCAUACAAAAUCCCGUUGGCGCAUGA